AUGACGAGCAAUGCUUUCGCUGUCGUCUACGUCGACCGCAAGACGCCCGUGACAGGCUUCCUGGACAAGAAUCUCGAUCGACUACAAUCUGCAAAUGAUUCCAAUGAGACCGAACACAACCUCCGCACCAUCAUGGCUGCCUUUGGCCAAGCCCACAUCUGUCGCGAUGGCGUGUCCUGCCUGACGACCAUUGCACAACUCGAUGAACCGCGCAAUCCUAAUCCGAUCGUUGUGCUCCUCGAUAUGCCUCAAGAUGAUGACGCUCCCAUGCGUAGAACCUCGUGGGACUCCAAUCCUCCGUCGCCCUUGAUGGGAAAGCGACCCAAGGUCGAGCGAAAUGAGCCGAGCGAUGUGUACGGCGUCCACCUGCUGGCAUACCUGUCUUCGGAGAUUCAACAGCGUGUCCGUUCCAGGCUGGUUAUUCCAAUUGCUGUUCUUGCUGGCAAGACUGACCUGCUGGCCGAACCGACACGCAUGUCACGUUUCUUGGAUGCUGGUGCCAUUGACGUGUUACCUAGUCCACUCGGGCUCGACCGAGUCCAAGGCUUGGCCGUUCACGCAUACCGUACAUACAAGGAAGUUUCGCGUGAGGCAGCAAGCUUCGUGCUCCAGAAACGGAACAGGAAGCUUUCGUGGGUUGGCAUUGAUGAAGAACGGCCGUAUGCCUACCUCCGAGAGGUCAUGGUUUCGGGCCUGAUGAACGGCAUCUGUAACCCUGACUCCGUUGGCGAGUCUAUCGAUCCAAACGAGCUCAAGAUUGAUUGCGACAGAAAAGCUCUCGUGGCCCAAGCUGUAGGCACCUGGGAGUUUUCUGCCCAUGACUUUGACUCGGACGAGCUUCUCUACGCUGCGUUGACCAUGCUGCAACACGUCUUGCAGAUGCCAGAACUCUCGAAAUGGCGCAUCCCCACCGAUGAUCUUACCAUCUUCCUCUUUGCCUGCAGGCACGCCUACAACGACUUUGUUCUAUAUCACAACUUCCGCCACAUCGUCGACGUUCUGCAGGCCGUCUUCUACUUCCUCCUUCAGAUUGGCAUUCUACCUCCCUACCCUGGCUCGCAGGAUAAACAGGCACCUAGGGAAGACCUCGCGGCAGUCGCAUCUUUGCUACAGCCUUUCGAUGCGCUGACUCUGCUCAUCUCCGCCAUCGGCCAUGAUGUCGGUCACCCUGGUGUGAACAACGCCUUCUUGGUCGCUCUGAAUGCUCCACUUGCUCAGCUUUACAAUGACCGCUCCGUGCUAGAGGCAUUCCACUGCGCAGCCUAUUCGCAGAUCCUUCGCAGAUAUUGGCCACAAGCGUUCGCCGACAUCCCUAUGCGCAAGCUGAUGAUCAACUCGAUCUUGGCUACCGACAUGGGACUUCAUUUCAAGUAUAUGAUUGAUAUGGGUAACCUGCAGGAGAAGCUAUCUUCAAACGACGAGAGCAUCGAGGGCUGGACACCAAAAGCUCUCGAGGAGACUAGAGAUCUCGUCUGUGGACUUUUGAUGAAAUGCGCCGACAUCAGCAACGUGGCACGCAAGUACGAUGUUGCAGCGCGUUGGGCCGUAAUCCUCACAGAUGAAUUUUCCAAUCAAGGUGCCAUGGAGAAGGAGCUUAACUUGCCAACUUGUCUAUUUGGCGGUCCUCCAGAUAGGGAAGAUUUGAUCAAACUGGCAGAGUCUCAGAUUGGCUUCAUGAGCAUCUUCGCUGGUCCUCUCUUCGAAGGCAUUACAGCAAUAUUACCAGCCAUGGGCUUUGCCACUGACGAAAUUGAGUCCAACAGAACCGUUUGGGAAGACAAGAUCCACGUCGAGAAGUUGAGAAGAGGAAGCAUCACGGCUAGCCCCGGAGGUCAACCUUCACCACCAGUUCGAACACCCCUCUCUGUGCCUGAGGAGGACUCCGAAGAGAGCAGAGAGGAUGAAAUCCCACCUGAACGAGACUCUCUCUUCGGUCCAUCUCGUACGUCACAGACACAACAUGAAGCACAAGCAACGAAACCUGACAACGUUCGGUUGAACGCAGAACCAGCAUCGCCCACGUCUCCCACAAGAGCUCGUCCGGCCUCUGCAACACCUCUCAAAAGCAACAAGAAGAAGCCGAGCACGGGCAGUUUCCACGCACCAUACUCUUCUGUACCAUUCCACCAACAUACAAACUCACGUCGCUCCUCGAAAGACGCUGCACUCGAGCAGCUGGAACAACUGCAACUAGGCCAACUCAGCAGCUUCUCACGUAUUGAGAACCAGAACCACGACGGUGCUCGACGCGGGAGCGGAGACGCUUCAUUGACGACUAUCCUCGUCCGUAGCCAAACAGCGCAGAGUAAGCAAGAGCCGGACUCGCCAACGAAACCUCCACCAUCUCCACACAGACAGACCAUGAGGUCGUUCCCCCCACCAUCACAGCCCGGUGUGCCCUCUUCUGUGCCUUCAUCUCGCAGCCAUGCUACUAGUAAUGCGACUGCAACAACUACGACCUGCGCGCAAUCACCGGGCUCCACGCGUCCCUCUUCAGUAGAGGAAAUGGACGCCGAGACACCGACUAAAGGAAUCGAGCCACCUCCAGUACUGUCAACAGAGAACCCGUUCUUACAUCCUAAUUCGAGCCCAGAUCUCCACGGUAGGGAACGCAUUUCGCACUCGGCACCGGAUAUCAGGAAUAUCCCGGAUCUACGUACGGGCAAAGUGAGUUCGCUAUCGCACGUCACUGCCGACGGAGACGAAGGUGACGACGACCGUGGCAUGUCACAGCGACCAGUUGGAAUCCGUGAGAGCCGUAGCCGAAGCAGACUGAGAGGGCUUCGUUUCUGGAGAAAGAGAUGGAAGAGCCCUGGCCCCGGUAGCGAGGUCGAUACGGAGCACUGA
Messenger RNA from Aureobasidium namibiae CBS 147.97, 2847 nucleotides. Its product is annotated as HD-domain/PDEase-like protein. The record is from RefSeq and is a predicted model, not a curated record. Gene Ontology annotation, biological process: signal transduction. The transcript has 6 exons. Gene Ontology annotation, molecular function: 3',5'-cyclic-nucleotide phosphodiesterase activity. Bases 1 to 2847 code for a protein of 948 amino acids. Lineage: Eukaryota; Fungi; Ascomycota; Dothideomycetes; Dothideales; Saccotheciaceae.